AUGAAUCGUCAGCGAAACGGCCAGGGCCCCCAGCCUUUCAUCGUUGAGGCGCGACCAGGCUGCGCGAGCUGUGGGUCGCGAGCGGGGACGAGCGCUGCUCUGGUCGGGCAGGGAGCGUUGCAGGCCGCAUCCUCUCAAAAGCAGAAUCCUCGUACACAUCCUGCCCAUCCCGAACAAGCCAAUAACUCCUCGACCAGCUUGGCGCCUUCCCUUGCUAAUCGUACUCUUCACGGAUACUACGAGUCAAGGACACCCUACGAACAGUCUCCUAGUCUCAUUUGGGUUUCUACGACAAUUCAAUCCCAUCACCAUCAACCCUCUGGACAGUCCUUACUGUGCCGUUCUGUUCAGGCUCUCUCUCAACCUGUUCCGACGGGUACCUUGCCCCUCCCCCAAAAAAUCAUUAUGGUUGCCCACCGACGUGGUCCAUGGUCACAGCAUGAGGAUCAGUGGCUAGUGAACUUGGUCGCCCGCAACGGUCCUCACAACUGGGUUCGCAUUUCACAAGAGAUCGGCUCACGGUCACCGAAGCAAUGUCGAGAACGAUACCACCAAAACCUCAAGCCAUCACUGAACCACGACCCGAUCACCGCUGACGAGGGUGAGCUUAUCGAGAAGAUGGUUGCAGAGAUGGGCAAAAGUAAAGAACUGGUGGAACGGCGGCCAAAACCGCCGCAAGCGUAA
Messenger RNA from Plenodomus lingam JN3, 684 nucleotides. NCBI's taxonomy places the organism in Eukaryota, Fungi, Ascomycota, Dothideomycetes, Pleosporales, Leptosphaeriaceae. The record is from RefSeq and is a predicted model, not a curated record.